Salarias fasciatus (jewelled blenny) is the source of this 3252-nucleotide messenger RNA. RefSeq names its product thrombospondin 4b (gene thbs4b). Gene Ontology annotation, cellular component: extracellular region. Gene Ontology annotation, molecular function: calcium ion binding. Lineage: Eukaryota; Metazoa; Chordata; Actinopteri; Blenniiformes; Blenniidae. The record is from RefSeq and is a predicted model, not a curated record. Gene Ontology annotation, biological process: cell adhesion.
AUGUGUUUAUUCUGGGAUCACAGCGUGUGAGCGGCUCGUAAAUAUUCAUAUCCCAUCAUCUCAUGCGCACGGCUCCGGCUUUCUCUGUCAACAGUGUAUGAUCUGCUCACCUCGCCCGACUGCCUGCCGGACCUGCUGCAGGGCGGUCUGGCCGAGCAAGGCGUCAACGAGGCUUUCAUCCUCACCACCUUCAAGCUGCAGCCCAAGACGGGAACCACCCUGUUCAGCCUGUACAACCCGCAGGACAACAGCAAGUACUUUGAGUUCACCGUGAUGGGGAAGCUGAACAGAGCCGUGUUACGAUACCUGCGCACCGACAGGAGGACGAGCUCGGUUACCUUCAACAACCUGGUGCUGGCGGACGGCCAGCAGCACCGCCUGCUGUUCCACCUGAAGGGGCUGCAGCAGCAGGGCCCGGGCGGGCUGGAGCUGCACCUGGACUGCCGGCUGGUGGAGACGGUCCGGGACCUGCCCGCGGCCUUCCAGGGUCUGCCGGCCGGAUACGGCACCGUGGAGCUGAAGACCAUGCAGGCCAGAGACCUGGAGAGUGUGGACGAGCUGAAGCUGGCGGUCGGAGACUCCUUUGAGAACGUCGCUUCUUUACAAAACUGCCACUUCCAGCAAAGGGACUCGGUUCAGACUCUGGGGGUCAACACCAAGCAGCUGUCCAAUCAAAUGCUGGAGUUAACCAAGGUGAUAAACGAGCUGAAAGACGUCCUCAUUCAGCAGGUCAAAGAAACCUCCUUUCUCAGGAACACCAUCUCGGAGUGCCAGGCCUGCGGUCUGGUUGGAACCGAGGUCAAGCCCAGGUGUGCCCCGGGGGUGUGUUUCCGUGAGGACAUGUGCACAGAGACGGUGGACGGCGUGGAGUGCGGGCCCUGUCCCGACGGAUACACCGGAGACGGCUCAACCUGCGACGACGUGGACGAGUGCCAGUUCAACCCCUGCUUCCCCGGGGUGAAGUGUGUGAACACGGCGCCGGGCUUCCGCUGCGACGCCUGCCCGCUGGGCUUCACCGGCCUGCCCGUCCAGGGCGUCGGCAUCCUGUUCGCACAGAACAACAAACAGGUCUGCGAUGACAUUGACGAAUGCAAAGGACCCAACAAUGGAGGCUGUGCCGCCAACUCAAUCUGCCACAACUCCGUGGGCUCCUACCACUGCGGCACCUGCAAGACGGGCUUCACCGGAGACCAGGUGAAAGGCUGCAAGCCCGAGAUCAGCUGUGGGAACAGUCUGACCAACCCCUGCGACGUCAACGCCCAGUGUAACCUGGAGCGAGACGGCUCCAUCACCUGUCAGUGUGGCAUCGGCUGGGCCGGGAAUGGAUACCUCUGCGGGAAAGACACCGACAUCGAUGGAUACCCUGACGAUAAACUCAAAUGCAAAGAUGCAAACUGUAAAAAGGAUAACUGCGUCUAUGUUCCAAAUUCUGGCCAAGAGGACGCAGACAGGGACGGACAGGGAGACGCCUGUGACGACGAUGCUGAUGGGGACGGUAUUCCAAAUGAGCAGGAUAACUGCUGGUUGAAGGCCAACUUGGACCAGAGGAACAGCGAUAAGGACAGCCACGGAGACGCCUGCGACAACUGCCGCAUGGUGGAGAACGCCGACCAGAGGGACACCGACGGCGACGGCAAAGGGGACGCCUGCGAUGACGACAUGGACGGAGACGGUCUGAAGAACUUCUUGGACAACUGUCAGAGAGUGCAGAACCAAGACCAGCGGGACCGCGACGGGGACGGAGUGGGAGACGCGUGUGACAGCUGCCCUGACAUCCCCAACCCCAACCAGUCUGAUGUCGAUAACGACCUGGUUGGAGACUCCUGUGACACAAACCAGGACAGCGACGGCGACGGCCACCAGGACACCAAGGACAACUGUCCCUACGUGAUCAACAGUUCUCAGCUGGACUCUGACAAAGACGGACUGGGCGAUGAGUGUGACGACGACGACGACAAUGACGGGAUCCCAGACACCAAGCCCCCGGGGCCGGACAACUGCCGGCUGGUGCCAAACCCUGACCAGACCGACGACUCAGGUGAUGGCGUUGGAGAUGUGUGCGAAUCGGACUUUGACCAGGACAAAGUGAUCGACAGAAUCGACAGCUGUCCCGAAAACGCUGAGAUUACCCUGACUGACUUCAGGGCCUUUCAGACGGUGGUGCUGGACCCCGAAGGCGACGCACAGAUCGACCCAAACUGGGUCGUUUUGAAUCAGGGAAUGGAAAUAGUUCAGACCAUGAACAGCGACCCUGGACUUGCUGUUGGCUACACCGCCUUCAGCGGGGUGGACUUCGAGGGGACGUUUCACGUGAACACAGUCACUGAUGACGACUACGCCGGCUUCAUCUUCGGCUACCAGGACUCGUCCUCCUUCUACGUGGUGAUGUGGAAGCAGACCGAACAGACGUACUGGCAGGCGACGCCCUUCCGAGCCGUGGCCGAGCCGGGGAUCCAGCUGAAGGCUGUGAAGUCUAAGUCUGGCCCCGGGGAGCACCUGAGAAACUCACUGUGGCACACAGGAGACACCAACGACCAGGUGCGCCUGCUGUGGAAGGACCCCAGAAACGUGGGCUGGAAGGACAAAGUGUCCUACCGCUGGUACCUGCAGCACCGCCCACAGGUCGGAUACAUCCGGGCUCGUUUCUAUGAAGGGAGCGAGCUGGUGGCAGAUUCCGGUGUGACAAUCGACACGACCAUGAGAGGAGGCCGGCUGGGCGUCUUCUGCUUCUCCCAGGAAAACAUCAUCUGGUCCAAUCUGAGAUACCGCUGCAAUGACACCAUCCCAGAGGAUUUCCAGGAGUUCAGCACACACGGCGUCGACUCGCUCUAAAGUCCUCAGCACGCCUGCAGAUCUACAAAGAGACGUGUGUGUGGGUGUGUAGUGUGCCUGGAAGAGUGUAUGUGUGUGUUGUUUAGUGUGCAUCUGCGUACUGAUGUGUACAUUUAUUCUGGACAUAUAUGAACACAACUGUUGUACUGUAGUGAAACGUAUGUGCAUAUUAUCGAUUCUCUGUCCUGUUGAUGGUAAACUGUCAUGCUAAAGGAGCAGCAGUUAAAGCAACAUGAGAACGUUCAGAAGCUGAUUUUAAUACUGAAAGGUUGUAUUCAAGCACAAAUUGUACUCCAUUACAAGUUAAAGUACUGUCUUUGAAAAAUACUCGUGUAAGUCUCAGUUCCUUUGCCGAGUUUCUUCUUCAAUGAAAUGUCAAAAUCUGUCAUUUGAUCGACAAACAAUAAAGUACUUCUAUCU